UCCGCAAAGCCCGCAGUGGAGCGGAGUGGAGUAGCAGCGGUUACUGCUCGAGUCCUCGAAGGAAUAUAGUUCACAUUCCGGUCCCUCCCUCUCGCUGCUUGCUCCACCGAGUUGGUGCAGCGAUAGGUUACGGACAGGUCUGAGCGGGGGGAAGGGGUUUGAGGCAUCGAUCCCAUGGAGAAGAAGCAAGGGUUCUUCUCGGCGCUGGAGGGGGUGGUGCGAGGGCUGUCGCCGGCGCGGUCGAGGGCCAAGAGUCCUGCGCCGAGGAGCCAGUCGCCGUCGGCGGCGCUGCUGCUCCUCCCGCGGCGUAGGAAGGGGCACAGUGGCGGGGGGCACCAGCACCAGGAGCUGGCGCAGGUGCCGGAGGCGCCGGUGAUCGCGAGAUCCGCGAGCUUCCGGCCCGUCGGGGAGGCCCUGGCGCCGCUCAUGGAGGGCCCCGACGGCGACGCGCCGGAGGAGGGCGGAGGGCCGCGGAGGGAAGGGUGGGGCCACUGGGUCCGCGGCCAGCUCUCCCGGGCGCCCUCCGUCACGCAUUCCUCGUCCUCCUCCGCUUCCGCCGCCGCCAACGGUUCCUGCUCAUUCCGCGGCUCUGACCUCCGCCUUCUGCUCGGGGUCAUGGGGGCGCCGCUCGCCCCCAUUCACGUCGGCACCGCCGACCCUCUUCCCCAUCUAAGCAUCAAGGACACUCCCAUUGAAACUUCAUCAGCUCAGUACAUCCUGCAGCAGUACACGGCCGCAUCGGGCGGUCUGAAGUUGCAUAGCUCCAUUCGCAACGCUUACGCCAUGGGCAAGGUGAGGAUGGUGGCAUCGGAGUUCGAGACGGCGACCAAGGUGGUGAAGAACCGCGGUGGCUCCACGCGUGCCGCCGAGUCCGGCAGCUUCGUCCUCUGGCAGAUGGCCCCCGACAUGUGGUACGUGGAGCUUGCUGUCGGCGGCAGCAAAGUCCACGCCGGUUCCAAUGGGAAGCUCGUCUGGCGGCACACCCCCUGGCUCGGUGCGCACGCCGCCAAGGGCCCCGUCCGCCCUCUUCGCCGCGCCCUUCAGGGCCUCGAUCCGCUGACCACGGCGAGCAUGUUUGCCAGCGCGCGUUGCAUCGGGGAGAAAAAGGUGAAUGGGGAGGAUUGCUUCAUCCUCAAGCUAUGCGCGGAUCCGCAGACGCUGCGAGCCCGGAGCGAAGGCCCGGCCGAGAUCAUUCGGCACGUCCUGUUCGGCUACUUCAGCCAGCGAACAGGGCUCAUGGUGCACAUGGAGGACUCGCACCUGACGCGAAUCCAGCCGAACGCCGGCGGCGAUGCGGUCUACUGGGAGACCACUAUCAACUCCUUCCUGGACGACUACCGCCCCGUGGAAGGUAUCAUGAUCGCCCAUUCGGGGCGCUCGGUGGUGACUCUUUUCAGGUUCGGCGAGGAGGCGAUGAGCCACACCAAGACGAGGAUGGAGGAGGCGUGGACCAUCGAGGAGGUGGCCUUCAACGUCCCCGGCCUCUCCGUCGACUGCUUCAUCCCUCCUGCUGAGAUAAGAUGCGGUUCCAUCGGCGGGACCUGUGAAAUGCCGCAAGCCGAAAGGAGCAGGGCCAGCGUCGGCAACCGGGUGAAGGUCGCGGCGGAGAAACGACAAGCCGCCGGCGACAACAAAAUCGUGUGGAGACUCGAAGUGCCUCAACGCAAACAAGGAGGAGAUCGAAUUGUCCAUACCGCUAGUUUCUGUGCUAAGUGACUGACCGACCAUGAACUAUGGGUUACCGGAUACUAAUUUCUUGUGUUAUCCUCUGUACAUAGGAGCAUAAUUGUUCUCAGGUCUCAAAUAUCACAGGCCUGAAUGAAUCUUUAUACUCUGAAUGCAGAAGGGUAUUGGUAAAGCAUUGGUUAGAGCCUAGACUUAGACUUGGGGGAAGAGAGAAAGAGAGAGAGAAGCUUCUUUCUUCUUUCUUCUACAAGCUUUGCUUCCUUUCCCUGUCACUUUAGAUCAUCACCACCUUAGUUGCUGAACAGUUGAGUCGUAAUGUGUGUUCAAGUCUAUUCAUGAAGCUCGUCAGAGUGUAAGGAUGAGCAAGAAAUUGAUGCCUGCUCCAGUGGCAAGAGUUGGUGUCAUGUAGAACCAGCUAGAUGAGAUAUUUAAUGCAUACAUGUAGCUCUUUUUCCCGUCA
Molecule: messenger RNA, 2146 nt
Organism: Musa acuminata AAA Group (dessert banana)
Lineage: Eukaryota; Viridiplantae; Streptophyta; Magnoliopsida; Zingiberales; Musaceae
Exons: 3
Coding region: 175-1716 (513 amino acids)
Source: RefSeq, a predicted model, not a curated record